Closterium sp. NIES-65 is the source of this 1869-nucleotide messenger RNA. The record is from the annotation of a GenBank genome assembly. NCBI's taxonomy places the organism in Eukaryota, Viridiplantae, Streptophyta, Zygnematophyceae, Desmidiales, Closteriaceae.
AUGCUGCUCCCGUGGGCCGCGAAUUUUGGCGCCAAAUGCGGAGGCGUUCAGCUAGCAGCGGCGCAGACGGACUGCCCGCUGAUUGGUCAGGGCAUCGACCCGUACACGGCGGGGGUUGUGGCGGAAAAGCCCAAAGUGUUUCUCUCCGUGCAGCUCAAGAAACUCGUCACCGUCGACGCUGCAGCCGUGAAGUACAGCUACAUGGCGUAUUUCCAAGUCAUCUCCACGUGGCGCGACCCUCGAGUGAACGACACGCUGGCGAUAAACAACGCGGUGAACGCGUUCGGGCCGGCCAUCACGGGGCUGGCGACGGCCAAAUGCAAGCCGGACGUGACGUUUUCGGGGUUCAACAUCAGCCAGAAGGACGAGUGCCUCAAGACGCCCAAGCAGAACAACCUGCCGCAGAUGGACGGCUGCAGCAAGCCGUGCUCGCCGUCCGGCACCACGUGCUGCGACGCCCUCUGGAUCCCCUCGCUCACCAUCGACAACGUCCUCUUCUACCCCCAGGACCGCUUCCAAACCGGUAACGUCCUCUUCCACCCCCAACACCGCUUCCAAACCGAGAGCAUCUAUUUCUUCGGGCAGUACAGCAGCGAGGCCAGUGCGAUCGACAGAGAAGUCGUCGUUGGAGGUCCUCAUCCCAUUCUCUCCCCUCCUCUCCCCUCCUCCCUUCUCCUCUCCCUCCACCCCCCUCGUCUCCCUCCAUCCGCCUCCUCUCCCUCCAUCUCCCUCCUCUCACUCCGACCCCCUCCUCUCCCCUCCUCACCCUCCACUCCCCUCCUUUCCCUCCACUCCCUUCGCUCCUCCCUCCAACUACCGUCGCCUUUCCCUGCGUCCGUUGCAUGGCCUUGCCUUGCGUCUCUCUCCUUGACGCUGCGGCUGAGCAUUCAGGUGGGGAGCGGCGAGUUCUACCUGGUGGGGAGCAACUCGGGGCGGCAGUCAGAGCAGGGGGGCGGGCAGCUGGGGGGAGGGGGAGGCACGUACGUGAAUGAUGAGGUCACUGGCUGGAAGAUUAAUGAUGUGGCGCUCAACUGCACUCCCGCCCAAACUACCGUCUCCACCUCCGCCAACUAUGAUCCUGAUGACCCCUGGUACACGUUCAAUCAGAACUCACCAUCAGACAGCGGCAGCAGCAGCAACGUCAACGAGUCCACAUCGUGUGUGUUCACCAUCCAGAUCUCGCGCACCAGUGGCGUCUUCAUCAUCUCGAUUAUGGUGCCUGUGACGCUGAGCGUGUACCUCUGCUUCUCCGUCUUCUUCGCUCGCCCUGACGACCUUGAGACUCGGUCCGCUACCUUUGUCACGCUCUUCCUCGCCCUCGCAGCCGUGCAGUUCGUCAUUGACAGCCAGCUGCCGCGCUCAUCAGUGAUGACACAGUUUGGCUGUCUGGUCAUCAUCUCAUACGUCUUCAUCGGUCUCACCGCCGUGGAAACCCUCAUCGUCUACCUCAUUGCUGAACGGCUGGAGAAGGACGUGGUGGAGACGGUGGGGGAUGUGGUGGAGACUGUGGGGGACAUGGCAUCGGCUUCCACACGGGCCAUGCACACCUCGAUCUCUCUUGCUGAGCCAGAGCUAGAGCCAGAGCCAGAGCUAGAGCCAGAGCUAGAGCCAGAGCUAGAGCCAGAGCUAGAGCCAGAGCUAGAGCCAGAGCUAGAGCCAGAGCUAGAGCCAGAGCUAGAGCCAGAGCCAGAGCCAGAGCCCCAAAGCCCACAGAAGGUGGCGAAAACAUGUGCGUUCGGCAAGGCUGGCGGCGCAGGGGAGGAGAGUGAGGAGCUUGUGACGGAGAAGGACGACGAGGAGGUGGGAGGCGGGAACGGUGCAGCCAGCACUGGAGGAAAAAAGCCGUCAUUAAAGAAAGCUGUCACUUAG